Homo sapiens (human) is the source of this 7903-nucleotide messenger RNA. RefSeq names its product ubiquitin like modifier activating enzyme 1 (gene UBA1). The record is from RefSeq and is a predicted model, not a curated record. Gene Ontology annotation, molecular function: ubiquitin-like modifier activating enzyme activity; ubiquitin activating enzyme activity. Gene Ontology annotation, cellular component: nucleoplasm; cytoplasm; nucleus. The transcript is spliced from 26 exons. Gene Ontology annotation, biological process: response to stress; protein ubiquitination. NCBI's taxonomy places the organism in Eukaryota, Metazoa, Chordata, Mammalia, Primates, Hominidae. Bases 4375 to 7704 code for a protein of 1109 amino acids.
AUCUUGUGUCGGCGGCUCGGCUGUAAGGAGGUGGCAGGGACAACCACAACCACAACGGCCGGGGGAGGAGAAGGCGGCAGCGGCGAUUCUAGGCGGCCCAGGCGGCGGGGAGGAGGAGAAGGAGGAGGGUGGCGGCCGGGCUUGGCUUCGGCUCCUUGAGGAGUUGGCGGCGGCGCGACCCGGGGAACCGGCAUUGGUAAAAAAACGUCCUUUCACUGCGCCUCGCCCUGGGCAGGGGUUUCGGGGAGGCACUGGAGGGCCCUGAGCCACGCUGCUGUCGGGGCGGGCCGCGGUGACUCGGGAGCCAGGAAUCAGCGGAGUAGGGAGGGGGAGCGGAUCCUGGGGCGGGGCCGACUUUCCCCGGCCAGGACCACUCCGGCUCCCUCUGGUUGCAAAAUCUGACCUUGGAGUCGGACCCCCAGGAUGUGCUUUUAGAGACUCACGCCCAACAUCUCUAGUCUGGGACCUGACUCCGUCCCGAACCUUGUAUCUCAGAUCAGAACUCUUCCCCAGUCUCCAAUAGAGAUUUACGUGGAUCAGCAUUGCUGAUCAGAGCUCCUCACCAUUGAAUGCCGUUAAAGACCUGCCCCAGAAUCUCCUUUGAGACACUUCCUAGCUUCUCAGUAUUUGUCCUCAAGGCUUCCAGGACGGGCUAGAUCUCGAAGGGGUCCAUAGGCCCUUUAUCUCUGUAAGAGAGUCCUCUUUAGCAUUUUCCUUCAGACCCCCAUCCCACACACAUGCUAGCCGCGCUCAGAGCUUCCAGGGGUACUAGACCCUGUGAAAGGCCAUUUGGGCCUGGCCUUUGUGUCGGGGGCCCCUCUUCGCCACACGUCAGGUCUCCUAACCCCACCCUGGCCCUAGCAUCUUCCAUCAGAGACUCUGCCCAGUAUUUCUACUCAGAGACCCCUCUUACCAUCUGCCUUGAGAGACUCUUCAAUUCCUAGACUCUGUCCUUUGACACUUUCUCUACUUUUAUGGAAUUUCUCGCUUUUUAUACUUCCAGUAUUCAGAGACUACUGAGAGGCCUCAGCAUCUUCCCCAUCAGGCACCUUGAACCCCCAGAGCCUUCCAGUGCACCAGAUACCAGGGAGGAACUGUUUGGAUACAUAAUCCUCCAUCAAAGAGCCCCUGCGAGCAUCUGCUCUUGCAGAUCCCGUUGGCUUCUAGCCCCUUCCAUCAGAGACUCGCCUCCCCAACCCCACCCUAGACCCAGCCUCUGCCUUCAAAAACCAACCUGGGUUCUAGCUGCUUUUUUCACAGAUCCCUUAUCCUCACAUCAGGCCUCAGAAUCUGCCCUCAGAUCGUUUCAAGGUCCCUAACGUCUGCAGUCAGGGGUUUUCAGCUUCUGCUUUCAGCCUCCUUGGACCCCAGGAUCAUUGUCAGAUGUCCCUUCCCCCCACAGGCCUUCUUGUUUUCUUUUUCUUUUUCUUUUUUCCGAGACAGAAUUGUUUCACUAUGUCGUCCAGGCUGGAGUGCAGUGGCGCCAUCUCAGCUCACUGCAACCUCCACCUCCUGGGUUCAAGCGAUUCUCCUGCCUCAGCCUCCCGAGUAGCUGGGAUUACAGGCAUGCACCACCACGCCUGGCUAAUUUUUUGUAUUUUUAGUAGAGAUGGGGUUUCACCAUAUUGCCCAGGCUGGUCUCGAACUCCUGACCUCAGGUGAUCCACCUGCCUCGGCCUCCCAAAGUGCUGGGAUUGCAGGCGUGAGCCACCGCGCCUGGCCAUGGCCCUCUUGUUUUCUACUGCAGUAGAAAACCCUCUUCUCAGCAUCUACCUUCAGCGCCUCCAUGGGGUCCUACAUAAUUGGUCAGAGAAACCCAACCCCAUUUGGGGACCUAGCCAGUGUUUGCUUAUUAACCUUUUUAAGGCCUGCACUAUCUGGGCCCAGCUUCCCGUUUCCACACCCUCAGAGCAGCUGUGAUACCUAGCAUGUCCUGUCAGAGAUUGACACAGGGCCUUUGUGUUCCAUUAGAAACCUCUCCCAGCCCCUCACCAUCCACCCUCACAGCCUCCUGGGACUCUGUAGUAGGAAUGUCAGAUACACCUCUCCUCUUGCAUGUCCCUAUCUAUUAUUUUUGGUUAAAGAUUUCUCUCUGCUACCAGCAUCUGUCUCCAGAGUCCUCCAGAGCCUCAACAUCCUCCUGAUGGAGGCUGCCUCUCCCCCCAGACCCCAACAUCUUCCUGCUGCCUCCUCAGACUCUAGAAUCCCCCACCCAUUCCCUUUGCAGCUUCCAUGGGGCCCAGCAACUGUCCUCCUACCUCCUUGCAGCCUUGGGGGCCUCCACUGCAAUUUUUCAGCCUUUCUCCAAAAGAUCCUUUUCCAGAGAUCCGAAUUUGAGUCUUUUCCUAAUACCCUAGCCUAGUCCUUUCCCUCCCAGGACUUCUAACAUCUCCUUUCCCAUUUGUCUCAGAGCCUCCUUGCUCUUAGACACCCACUUCCUGAUUCUCCUCUCACGUUCCCAUGGACUUCUCAGUUAACCCCUCCCAGAAAGCUUGACAUGCUCCAGCCCCCCUUCUCUAUGCCCUAGCUUCUCCAUCCUGCUAACCUGCCUCCUCUCACACCUCCAAGACUCCUCCCUCAAACCCUCUGGUUUGGGAAUAGAGAAUGCUUACGCUUGAAAAUCUUCAGUUUGGAGACUCAGGUAUGUUUAGAAACUAAGCCACAGCUCAGCUUUGCCAAACAGUUCACAGUGUGUAUGUUAUGGUGGGGGCCUGAGCAAAUGUUGAGGUAGGAAGGGUGUAGAUUGUUUUUCUGCUGGGGGUGGGGGAUCUUUAGCUCCUCUGCAGAGUUUCUGUCCCAGACUCCUGCUUGCCUUGAGACAGGGCUGUUCCAAACCUUUGCAGUCAAAAUCCACUUGAACAAUCAUCUGAAACUUCUUAGACUCUUGCUGCCUGCACUGGGGAUCCAGAGGUGAAAUGUCCAGAUAUUAAAGUGCUCUCUGGCCCUGGAUCAUCUCUAAUUUAUGGAGUGAGGAAAUGGCAUGUCCCAAACAAACUGACCAAUGACAAGGCAAGGAGAUAACUAAGUAAUAGAGGCCACUACACGUGCCCAGGGAGGAACUCACAUCCUCAGGUCAGUGAGUUCUGACCACAGACCUUGGCUUCUUUAACCCUGCCAGCAGCCCCUUGAAGACAGUUUCAUUUGUCCCAGCUUUUGGAGAAAAUGAGGCUCAGAGGAAAUGAGAUCUCUACCCCAGGUCAGUCAGAGAGUCAGUAAAUGGAAAAUAUGGUUCACCUUUGUCUCUACUAACUCACCAAGCCUCUUGCUACCCAGGUUGGCUCUUAGCAUUCUAAGCAAUUCACCUGGCUAUCUCAGGGGCUCCAGCCAGCCUGCUGCCUCCCCUCAUCUCCCAUUCCUUAGCCCUGUGGACUGGGCCCUGAGCCCAGGGGCAUUUGGCAAACAGUCCCCCACCAGCUGCAUGCCUCUGGGCGAGUGAAUGGGGUUCUCUAAGCCUUUCUUUUCCCAUUUGUGAUUUGGGCAUAGGGUUAUCUGGGUCAUGGGGAUUGUUAAGAUUAGACAAAGCCCUUUCCUCUUUGAUUGACACACAGUAUGCUCUUGGUAGAUAGUAGGGAGCUCUUGUCAUUGUGGUUGGUGCUAGUGACAAGUGCCAAGAUGGAAUCUUAGGUACAUUGGGAUACUUAGUGUCAUAAAAGUCUCAGUGUGGGAGGACUUGUGUGAACAGAAGACUCAGUGCCUAGAGGAGCACUUGGGGUGAGGGGAAGUGACGCUGGGUCCUCCCAUCUCCAGCAUGUGGACCCAGUCACCCCCACCACCAGAUUUCACUUCCACAGCAGGCUUUAUUGUUCUGUCUCUGGGACCUAGCAGGUGACCCUGGGCAAGUUACUUCUCAUUUGUCCGGCAAGGACACUAAACUCUGCCUUGCUGGGUCAGGGUCAUGGAGGGGAUGAAACGUGAUAACACGAGGAAGCAGCCUGGGCUUCAGAGUCAGCAGAUCCUGGUCUGGUCCCAGCUCAGUGUGUGGGAACCUUGGUCACCGAACGUCCCUGAGUGAAUUUUUUUCCAUCACUUUAAAGUUGGGGGUAUUAUUGAUAGCAGUCCAAACCCCACAGGAGUACCCUGAGGACAGAGUGAGACGAGGUUUAGAGAAGUGCUUACUAUGGCAUCUGGCACAAGGAGGACUCCUGAUCAAUCUAAUACUCAUUUAUCAUUGUGGUUAACCUGUUUAAGGGACUCCGCAUGCAGAUGAGGCUUGGGAUGUGUUUGUUUUCUAUCUUUUUGCAACCUCUUUUAUUGGUCUGUGUCGGUUUUCCCCUCCCAAAGCUGGGGGCAGGGUUGGGCUUUAUAAAACUUGAGCCCCUCUGGGGACUGGGUUCUCAGCAAGUUACCGCUCCUGCCAUCAUGCCACCCUGAUGGAUGUCCAAGCCUCACUUCCCUCCUGCACUCCCCGCUCCCGCCGCCAUCCCUGGGAUUAAGGGAGAGGAGAAUGGCUGCUUGUUACUGCCUACCUACUCUGUGCCAGGUUCUAUGCUCUGUGUUAUUUAUCAUCUCGAUAACCCCGUGGGGAAGAUGUCCAGCUCGCCGCUGUCCAAGAAACGUCGCGUGUCCGGGCCUGAUCCAAAGCCGGGUUCUAACUGCUCCCCUGCCCAGUCCGUGUUGUCCGAAGUGCCCUCGGUGCCAACCAACGGAAUGGCCAAGAACGGCAGUGAAGCAGACAUAGACGAGGGCCUUUACUCCCGGCAGCUGUAUGUGUUGGGCCAUGAGGCAAUGAAGCGGCUCCAGACAUCCAGUGUCCUGGUAUCAGGCCUGCGGGGCCUGGGCGUGGAGAUCGCUAAGAACAUCAUCCUUGGUGGGGUCAAGGCUGUUACCCUACAUGACCAGGGCACUGCCCAGUGGGCUGAUCUUUCCUCCCAGUUCUACCUGCGGGAGGAGGACAUCGGUAAAAACCGGGCCGAGGUAUCACAGCCCCGCCUCGCUGAGCUCAACAGCUAUGUGCCUGUCACUGCCUACACUGGACCCCUCGUUGAGGACUUCCUUAGUGGUUUCCAGGUGGUGGUGCUCACCAACACCCCCCUGGAGGACCAGCUGCGAGUGGGUGAGUUCUGUCACAACCGUGGCAUCAAGCUGGUGGUGGCAGACACGCGGGGCCUGUUUGGGCAGCUCUUCUGUGACUUUGGAGAGGAAAUGAUCCUCACAGAUUCCAAUGGGGAGCAGCCACUCAGUGCUAUGGUUUCUAUGGUUACCAAGGACAACCCCGGUGUGGUUACCUGCCUGGAUGAGGCCCGACACGGGUUUGAGAGCGGGGACUUUGUCUCCUUUUCAGAAGUACAGGGCAUGGUUGAACUCAACGGAAAUCAGCCCAUGGAGAUCAAAGUCCUGGGUCCUUAUACCUUUAGCAUCUGUGACACCUCCAACUUCUCCGACUACAUCCGUGGAGGCAUCGUCAGUCAGGUCAAAGUACCUAAGAAGAUUAGCUUUAAAUCCUUGGUGGCCUCACUGGCAGAACCUGACUUUGUGGUGACGGACUUCGCCAAGUUUUCUCGCCCUGCCCAGCUGCACAUUGGCUUCCAGGCCCUGCACCAGUUCUGUGCUCAGCAUGGCCGGCCACCUCGGCCCCGCAAUGAGGAGGAUGCAGCAGAACUGGUAGCCUUAGCACAGGCUGUGAAUGCUCGAGCCCUGCCAGCAGUGCAGCAAAAUAACCUGGACGAGGACCUCAUCCGGAAGCUGGCAUAUGUGGCUGCUGGGGAUCUGGCACCCAUAAACGCCUUCAUUGGGGGCCUGGCUGCCCAGGAAGUCAUGAAGGCCUGCUCCGGGAAGUUCAUGCCCAUCAUGCAGUGGCUAUACUUUGAUGCCCUUGAGUGUCUCCCUGAGGACAAAGAGGUCCUCACAGAGGACAAGUGCCUCCAGCGCCAGAACCGUUAUGACGGGCAAGUGGCUGUGUUUGGCUCAGACCUGCAAGAGAAGCUGGGCAAGCAGAAGUAUUUCCUGGUGGGUGCGGGGGCCAUUGGCUGUGAGCUGCUCAAGAACUUUGCCAUGAUUGGGCUGGGCUGCGGGGAGGGUGGAGAAAUCAUCGUUACAGACAUGGACACCAUUGAGAAGUCAAAUCUGAAUCGACAGUUUCUUUUCCGGCCCUGGGAUGUCACGAAGUUAAAGUCUGACACGGCUGCUGCAGCUGUGCGCCAAAUGAAUCCACAUAUCCGGGUGACAAGCCACCAGAACCGUGUGGGUCCUGACACGGAGCGCAUCUAUGAUGACGAUUUUUUCCAAAACCUAGAUGGCGUGGCCAAUGCCCUGGACAACGUGGAUGCCCGCAUGUACAUGGACCGCCGCUGUGUCUACUACCGGAAGCCACUGCUGGAGUCAGGCACACUGGGCACCAAAGGCAAUGUGCAGGUGGUGAUCCCCUUCCUGACAGAGUCGUACAGUUCCAGCCAGGACCCACCUGAGAAGUCCAUCCCCAUCUGUACCCUGAAGAACUUCCCUAAUGCCAUCGAGCACACCCUGCAGUGGGCUCGGGAUGAGUUUGAAGGCCUCUUCAAGCAGCCAGCAGAAAAUGUCAACCAGUACCUCACAGACCCCAAGUUUGUGGAGCGAACACUGCGGCUGGCAGGCACUCAGCCCUUGGAGGUGCUGGAGGCUGUGCAGCGCAGCCUGGUGCUGCAGCGACCACAGACCUGGGCUGACUGCGUGACCUGGGCCUGCCACCACUGGCACACCCAGUACUCGAACAACAUCCGGCAGCUGCUGCACAACUUCCCUCCUGACCAGCUCACAAGCUCAGGAGCGCCGUUCUGGUCUGGGCCCAAACGCUGUCCACACCCGCUCACCUUUGAUGUCAACAAUCCCCUGCAUCUGGACUAUGUGAUGGCUGCUGCCAACCUGUUUGCCCAGACCUACGGGCUGACAGGCUCUCAGGACCGAGCUGCUGUGGCCACAUUCCUGCAGUCUGUGCAGGUCCCCGAAUUCACCCCCAAGUCUGGCGUCAAGAUCCAUGUUUCUGACCAGGAGCUGCAGAGCGCCAAUGCCUCUGUUGAUGACAGUCGUCUAGAGGAGCUCAAAGCCACUCUGCCCAGCCCAGACAAGCUCCCUGGAUUCAAGAUGUACCCCAUUGACUUUGAGAAGGAUGAUGACAGCAACUUUCAUAUGGAUUUCAUCGUGGCUGCAUCCAACCUCCGGGCAGAAAACUAUGACAUUCCUUCUGCAGACCGGCACAAGAGCAAGCUGAUUGCAGGGAAGAUCAUCCCAGCCAUUGCCACGACCACAGCAGCCGUGGUUGGCCUUGUGUGUCUGGAGCUGUACAAGGUUGUGCAGGGGCACCGACAGCUUGACUCCUACAAGAAUGGUUUCCUCAACUUGGCCCUGCCUUUCUUUGGUUUCUCUGAACCCCUUGCCGCACCACGUCACCAGUACUAUAACCAAGAGUGGACAUUGUGGGAUCGCUUUGAGGUACAAGGGCUGCAGCCUAAUGGUGAGGAGAUGACCCUCAAACAGUUCCUCGACUAUUUUAAGACAGAGCACAAAUUAGAGAUCACCAUGCUGUCCCAGGGCGUGUCCAUGCUCUAUUCCUUCUUCAUGCCAGCUGCCAAGCUCAAGGAACGGUUGGAUCAGCCGAUGACAGAGAUUGUGAGCCGUGUGUCGAAGCGAAAGCUGGGCCGCCACGUGCGGGCGCUGGUGCUUGAGCUGUGCUGUAACGACGAGAGCGGCGAGGAUGUCGAGGUUCCCUAUGUCCGAUACACCAUCCGCUGACCCCGUCUGCUCCUCUAGGCUGGCCCCUUGUCCACCCCUCUCCACACCCCUUCCAGCCCAGGGUUCCCAUUUGGCUUCUGGCAGUGGCCCAACUAGCCAAGUCUGGUGUUCCCUCAUCAUCCCCCUACCUGAACCCCUCUUGCCACUGCCUUCUACCUUGUUUGAAACCUGAAUCCUAAUAAAGAAUUAAUAACUCCCA